Messenger RNA from Dovyalis caffra, 1116 nucleotides. The record is from the annotation of a GenBank genome assembly. Lineage: Eukaryota; Viridiplantae; Streptophyta; Magnoliopsida; Malpighiales; Salicaceae.
AUGGAAACAACUGUGAGUAGUACUAGUGGUGGUGGUGGGGUUACAGUGGUGGGAUCCGAUGCUCCUUCAGAUUACCAAAUCGCUCCUAGGUCCGACCACAACCCGAAUUCAACACCUGGAUCCGCGCCCCCUGCUCCGCCGCAAGCUCCACCUCCGCAUCCGCCGUCUGCGGCGGCGACUAUGCUAGUGAAGAAGAAGAGAGGGAGGCCUAGAAAGUAUGGUCCGGACGGGAGUGUAACCAUGGCCUUGUCUCCGAAGCCGAUUUCGUCGGCGGCUCCGGCGCUGUCGCCUCCGGUGAUUGAUUUCUCAGCUGAGAAACAAAAGAAAAUAAAGCCAGUGAGCAAGGCCAAGUAUGAGCUGCAGAAUUUAGUUACAUACACCCAUGCCCUACAGGUUGAGGAGCCUUUAACUACUGUUGCAGAGAACUUCUGCCUGGAGAUUGAAGAGUCCCCAAAUAUAUAUACUGGUGCUCAAGUCAUACCAGCCAUUGAUUCAUGGGACUUUCUUUUGCUCAUCCAAUUUGUAAGUGAAUGGGUUGCAUGCUCUGUAGGUGCUAAUUUUACUCCCCAUAUCAUCACAGUCAAUGCAGGCGAGGAUGUCACGAUGAAGAUCAUAUCAUUUUCUCAACAAGGGCCUCGAGCUAUAUGCAUCCUCUCAGCCAAUGGUGUGAUAUCUAGUGUUACACUUCGUCAGCCUGAUUCUUCAGGGGGUACAUUAACAUAUGAGGGCCGCUUCGAGAUAUUGUCUUUGUCUGGUUCUUUUAUGCCCACCGAAACUGGAGGAACAAGAAGCAGAUCUGGUGGGAUGAGCGUUUCAUUAGCAAGUCCAGAUGGACGAGUUGUAGGUGGUGGAGUUGCCGGUCUGCUGGUAGCUGCAAGUCCCGUGCAGGUUGUGGUAGGCAGUUUUCUGGCUGGGAACCAGCAUGAACAGAAGCCAAAGAAACAGAAGCAUGAUUCAUUAUCAGGUGUCAUGCCGACUGCAGCCAUUCCUAUUUCUAGUGCUGAUCCUAAAUCCAACUUCUCAUCUGCCUCAUUUCGUGGAGAUAGUUGGUCUUCUUUGCCUCCUGAUUCAAGGAAUAAGCCGGCUGAUAUUAAUGUAACUUUGCCAGCUGGGUAA